This is a messenger RNA of Dermacentor andersoni, 1219 nucleotides long. RefSeq lists its product as uncharacterized. Gene Ontology annotation, biological process: activation of innate immune response. NCBI's taxonomy places the organism in Eukaryota, Metazoa, Arthropoda, Arachnida, Ixodida, Ixodidae. The record is from RefSeq and is a predicted model, not a curated record. Gene Ontology annotation, molecular function: zinc ion binding; double-stranded DNA binding; RNA binding.
ACCGAGCGUGACGGACGUGUGCUUCAUGGGCUCUCAAGGAGCGGCUUUAGCGACCCAGCCGGGUCGCGGUAUCAGGAGCACUGAAAUGCUUGCCCAGGAUUAUGAAAUGGUUGUCCCGCAUCUGCCAUCAGGUUCGAGUGUUUUGAACACAGUAUUUUUGCAUGGUGAUGUCACCGCCAGGCCAUAUCGCGUCGAGCAUUUUCGCGACGCUUUAGCGCGUCUGUCAUUGCUGCCGGAUGUGGUUGCCCUUGGGGCAUAUCAGAUGAACCACCUGUGGGCCGUUACUUUCAACAGCGAAGGAGCGAAGGCAAAGAUUCUGCAGGCCGAAGCUUUCAAUGUGAAAGACCACCGCUGCGUGGUUAUUGACCCGACCAACCGAGGCGUCAGGCUGAAGCUGUUUUGGCUGCUCCACGGUGUGCAAGACGACGACGUGCGCGUGGCAUUAGCAGCGUUCGGAAAAGUGACCGAAAUAACCCGCGAUAAAUGGAAGGUUAAAGGCUGUGUCGACAAGGCUUCAACAACACGGUCGGUUACACUGAAACUGAAGGUGGGUGUUACCAUCGAGGACUUGCCCCAUCAGUUGCGCGUUGGUGAGGACGUUGCUCUCGUCCAUGUUCCUGGUAGGGCUCCGCUCUGCCUUCGGUGCCGUGGAAAAGGACAUAUACGCCGUGAGUGUCGGGUGCCACGCUGCGGGCUUUGCCGGCGUUUCGGCCACGAUGAGAGCCAGUGCGUGCGCAGCUACGCUAAUGUUGCGGGCCAGACACGAAGUGUUGAAGCGGCCGAACACAUCAUGGAUGAAGCAGACGCGGUCGAAGCAACCCGCGGAAGUGGGGGAGAUGAUGCUAUCAAGGAGUCAACAUCCAAGGAAACCGCACCCGCACCCCUUGCCAGCCAAGCCGGUAAGGACCAAACCCAGCCGGCCGUCGCAUCAAAGCCAGCGUUCCUUCCGGAAAAAGCGGAUAGCGUGACUGCUGUAAGCCUGGUUACGACUGGGCAGCAGGGCGACAAACAGGAAGACGCCGAUACCGAGAUGCCCGCAGCGUCAAGUGUACCAGUCAAGCGGGCUCACGAGGAUUCGGAUAAUCAGGAACCGAGAUUGGUCGGUGAACGCGGCGAGGAGCCUCCGCCGAAGGCACCUUCAACGCGCCGUGGACCUUUCAAGCCCAUACCGAAAUCGCCACCGGAACGCAGUACUGCGUCUGCUCUCCCUCCGCCUUAG